AAGCUUCUGGGUUUGAACUACUUAGAUAUGUCAUCUUGUCCGAAACUUGUAGGUCUGCCUGAAGAAUUUUGUGACCUCGAACAUCUCCAUACACUGAAUCUUUCUGACUGUAGUCAAUUGGGAAAUUUACCACAGAGGCUGGGCCAAAUGAAAAGCGUCAGGUUCAUUUUGCUGGAUGGUUGUGCAGAAUCGGUGAGGAAACCCAUUCUGCAACAUAGGCUAGGUGCUGGUCUGCAGUCAUUACCUGCAUUUGUCAUUGAAGCGCAGGUUGGCAGCAUCCGAAGCAACAUUACCCAGCUGGAGCAGGAGAAGUUCUCUGAGCUGGAACUGUAUCGCCUCGAGAAUGUGCGAGAAGUUGAUGAGGCUGAAGCACUAAAGAUGCCGGCCAGAUCAGGAUUACAUAGUUUGGGACUGAUGUGGACAUUGAAUGUUGGCCGAUUCGUUGAGGACGAGGCACUACUUCAGGCGCUUGAACCACCUGAAAAUCUUCAAAAGUUUAGGGUACAGGGUUACAUGGGUGAAAGGUUCCCUAAAUGGAACGUAGAAAUCGGUUCCUUCUGCCGGGGUCAGCUCCACGAACUCGGGUUGAUGCAUUUUCCAAUGUGCACCAGUUUGCCACAGCUUGGUCAGCUUGCAAAUCUCAAGAAGCUGCAUCUAUGCCGGAUGCCUAAAAUCAGGAGACUGGGCAGAGAAUUAGGUGAUGACACCGGAGCACUCAAGAACUUGCAAAGUUUCACUUUGGAAUACAUGGAGAACCUAGACAAAUGGUGCACUACCGCAUCAGCUAGUAGCCAGCACCAGCACCAGCUCAGGCCCGAAGGGUUCAUGUUCCCUUCGCUUCAGGAGCUCAACAUAUACCACUGCCCUAGGUUAACAAUGAUUCCAUGUCCUCCAAGAAGCAUAGACUGGGAAGUAAGAGCAAGUAGUAGAGCAUCGCAACAGCUUCUUGGGAAGGAUGAGGCUAUGCAGUCAUUGGCAGAGUACAUGGGCUUGCAGUGCCCCUUUAGCUACACUACGGAAUUGCAUGUCAAUGGCUCCAGCAGCAGUUCUCCACAUCUUCCUAGUGAUGGAUGGAAGUUUAAUGCUUCCCUCAUCACUCUCAGUGAUCUGGGGACAAGUGAUUGCUGCGGUUUGAUUGAUACAUUGCUAGCCAAAGGCAAUAACAUGCAGUGUUUAAUUAAUCUAGAGAUUUCAGGCAUUGAAGAUACAAGAAGCUUGCUGGAACAGGUUGAGACAGUUGCAUAUUACACACGGUCUAGCCUUGCCAAAUCAUGGCCAGAUUUGUUCCUACAGCAACCUAUUGUAAACAGUGGAGCAUCACCCCAUUUUCUUGUAUCAGGUUUUGCAAGCUGUGCACUUAAUGGCUGGAUUGACAAAGUGACCUCCUUUCUUGGCAACCUCAUACGGAUCAACAUGGAGGACCUGCCUAUGUGCGACCACCUGCCACCACUAGGUCAGCUGCCAGCACUGCAGGAGCUUCGGUUAAAAGGGAUGCCUAAAAUCACAAGGAUCGAUAACAGGGACUUGUGUGGCGGGAGUGACCGUUCAUCAUCAUCUGUAUUGUUCUUCCCAAGGUUGAAAAAGUUUGUUCUGAAUGAUAUGCGGAACCUUGAGGAGUGGGUCAUUACGGUGUCAGGUAGUACAAGUAGUGAUCAUUGUGGCCGGGACAGGGAGGAGUUCAUGUUCCCUAAACUGGUCAAGCUGACGAUUUGGAACUGCCCCGAGUUGAAUCUCAAGCCUGGCCUCCCAAGAGCAGAGGAGUGGGACAUAAAUAACAGUGAUAGGGUAAUAACAUCAUCCUAUGACAUAAACAGUGGAGGCGGUGAGCUUGCGACAGUGCUACAAGUGUUGUCAUGCAAAGUUGCUCCAAAUAACUGGAAAUUGCUUCACCAUCUCCCUGGGAUACAGAACUUGGCCAUCGUUAGCUGCCAUGGGAUCCAAGCUUUACCAGAGAGCAUUCAGAGCCUUUCCUCCCUCCAGUCCUUGACGGUAAGUAAAUGCCAUGGCCUGAAACACCUACCUGAAUGGUUGGGGGACCUGACAUCUCUUCACAGCUUGAUGAUUGUGAGCUGUCCCCUGGAGUUCUUACCGGGGGGAAUGAGGCGCCUCUCUUUCCUUCGGUUCCUCACUUUGAGCUGCUGUGAUAGACUGGCAGCAUUGCCAGGGUGGAUGGGUGAUCUCAAAUCACUCGUGAAGAUCACAAUUGAAGGAUGCAAGAGCCUUAAAUCCUUGCCACAGCUUUAUAGUCUGCAGGAUCUACUCAUUGACUGUAAUGAUGAACUACAUCGGUGGUGCGAAUCAGGGGUCAACAAAGCUAAAUUUGCAGGAAUCAAACGACAGGGUUUCUGGCUGGAGACUCGUGGUUGCAGUAACAGCUACAUCUUACCAGCAAGAUCGUUGUACAUCCUUUGGGGACACGAUGACAGAUACUGGAGAAUGCAUUCUCAUCCUCUGUCCAGGUUUGCAGCAUCGAUGGAACUCUUAGAAGUGUGGUGGCUGGAGAUUGAGGGCAAUGUCCCUCAAGGGGCCCUCCCCGCCAACACUAGCUACGAUGUGUACCUUGUUUACAUGUUGGCAGAUGAGCACGAUGGGUUGAGAUGGGGGGAGUCAUGCGUCCUAGUGGAUGGUGUACCCACGUUUGGUGCCAUUGUUUCCUUUGUGGACCAAGACGCUGUGCGCGUGGAUCGCGUGGCUUACCCGGUUACGCGCUCUGAAGGAUGGAUGGAGCUCAGGCUCGGUGAGUUCAGCCUGGGUGAUGAUAGUAGCAGCACGGUAAAAGUGCACUUGUCUGAGAAAACCGACACCUAUGCCAAGAAAGGGCUCAUCAUUGAAGGCAUGGAGAUUAGAGCAAAAAGCAUGCCUAUUACCUAGGCACCAAUUAUAUUAGUCGUAUAUAUAAACCUGAUCUUUUAUUUAUUUAAUAGAAACACACUCAAAAGAGUCUAUAUAUAUUUAUCAAGGAACGGAACUUUUAAUUGCUACUAUUAAAGAUGGAGAAUUUUACACAAAACGACCUCUGGAAAAUACCAGUAACACGUUUGCUA
Messenger RNA from Sorghum bicolor (sorghum), 3044 nucleotides. RefSeq lists its product as uncharacterized. The record is from RefSeq and is a predicted model, not a curated record. NCBI's taxonomy places the organism in Eukaryota, Viridiplantae, Streptophyta, Magnoliopsida, Poales, Poaceae. The transcript is spliced from 3 exons. The coding region runs from base 28 to 2871 and encodes 947 amino acids.